AUGGUUAUAAGAUCAAAGAGCUUUGGCAUUAGGGUUUCUCUCUCUGAAUGGUGGUUGGUCGCUUCAAUUGGAAGGUGGCUAGAAUCUGUGGAUUUAUUUGAGAUUGAGGAUUCAUCUUUGAGAUCAAGUUCAUCUGCUUCUUCUUCUUCGUGGAAUUUAUAUCCUGAUCCUCAUUUGGGUUACGGUCAGGGUGGUUAUCCAUAUAGCUAUAAUGCCCAACAGCCUUCUUAUCAACCGUAUUAUGAUACCCGGCCUCCUCCUCCUCCACAAAAUUAUGACCAUGAGCCCCAUAAUAGUGGUAGAGUGCCCCGUCAAGACGAUAAGAUAAAGUUAGAGAGGAAAUACUCAAGGAUUGCUGAUAAUUACAACUCCAUAUAUGAGCUGACCGAGGCUCUUGCACGUGCAGGCCUUGAGUCUCCCAAUCUUAUUCUUGGAAUUGAUUUCACCAAGAGCAAUGAGUGUACAGGAAUGCAUUCAUUUAACAGAAAAAGUUUGCAUCACAACGGGAAUGGUCCAAAUACCUAUGAACAAGCAAUAUCCAUUGUUGGAAAAACCUUGGCCGCAUUUGAUGAGGAUAACUUGAUUCCUUGUUUUGGAUUUGGAGAUGCAUCAACACAUGAUCAAGAUGUCUCCAAUUUCUAUCCAGACGAAAGAUUUUAUGGCCAGGUUAUAAGAAGUAUUGACACUGAUCAAGCGAGGCUUAGUCCACAAGAACAGAAAACUAUGGAUGCCAUUGUUGAAGCCAGUGAAUUUCCUCUUUCGAUCAUGUUGGUCGGUGUUGGAGAUGGACCUUGGGACAUGAUGAAGGAGUUUGAUGACAAUAUGCCAGCCAGGGUCUUUGAUAAUUUUCAGUUUGUGAAUUUCACAGAAAUCAUGUCAACAAAAUUUCCUCCUUCACGAAAAGAGGCGGCUUUUUCUCUCGCAACAUUGAUGGAAAUUCCUUCUCAGUGUAAGGCCGCAAAAGAGCUUGAUCUACUAGGUAGUCGGAAGGCCAGUGCUCCUCAGAGAGUUGCCCUCCCAACACCCUCUUAUGGUUCAGCGUCUUUUACCACUUCAAAACCUUAUGGUUCAACAUCUUUUGGUGCUUCAAAACCUUCUCAUGCCACUCCUAGUUUUGAACAGAGUGCGCCUUCUUUCUUUGUUAUAAAAAGGACCCUGCAAAAACACCCAGAAAACAGUUAA
This is a messenger RNA of Vicia faba (fava bean), 1182 nucleotides long. The record is from the annotation of a GenBank genome assembly. NCBI's taxonomy places the organism in Eukaryota, Viridiplantae, Streptophyta, Magnoliopsida, Fabales, Fabaceae.